Messenger RNA from Alligator mississippiensis (American alligator), 2277 nucleotides. RefSeq names its product zinc finger and BTB domain containing 48 (gene ZBTB48). NCBI's taxonomy places the organism in Eukaryota, Metazoa, Chordata, Crocodylia, Alligatoridae. The record is from RefSeq and is a predicted model, not a curated record. Gene Ontology annotation, cellular component: nucleus. Gene Ontology annotation, biological process: regulation of cytokine production; regulation of immune system process; negative regulation of transcription by RNA polymerase II. Bases 126 to 2225 code for a protein of 699 amino acids. Gene Ontology annotation, molecular function: protein binding; RNA polymerase II cis-regulatory region sequence-specific DNA binding; DNA-binding transcription factor activity, RNA polymerase II-specific. The transcript is spliced from 11 exons.
GCGCGGCCCAAAGAUGGCGGCGGCCGGGCGCCUGGGGCAGGCUUGGUAGUUGCGCUCGGCUCCGUCGCGGGGCCCCUCGGGCGCCCCCUGCCGGCGGCCGGGCCGGGCCGGGCCUGGCGGAGGUCAUGGACGGCUCUUUCGUGCAGCACAGCGUCCGCGUCCUGCAGGAGCUGAACAAGCAACGCGCCACGGGCCAGUUCUGCGACGCCACCCUGGACGUGGGCGGCCUGGUGUUCAAGGCGCACUGGAGCGUCCUGGCCUGCUGCAGCUGCUUCUUCCAGAGCCUCUACGGCUUCGGCCCCUCCAGCAGCAUCAUCCUGCCAGAGAGCUUCGCUGAGAUCUUUGCCCUGCUGAUGGACUUCUUCUACACGGGGCAUCUGGCGCUGACCGCCGAGAACCGGGAGAAGGUGUUGGCGGCCGCCAAGGAGCUCUGUGUCCCUGAGGCCAUAGCGCUGUGCCAGAGCUUCAGGCCAAAACGCAGUGAGGGCAGUGCCCAGGCCUGCCAGCCUCCACAGGAGCCGGCUCCCGAGGAAGAUGUCAAUGGCUACUCAAAGGUCGCAGACUCCGAUGCAGAAGAAGCUGCCAAAGCAGCGACUAAAACCCCUAUUGCUGGUGAAGCCAGCCCUAGCCACUGCAUGCGGAGAGCCAAACUAACACAGGGACCAAGUGAGAGCCCUUCUCUUCUUAAGGGAAGGCUUAAAAGGGCUGUUAAAACAAAUUCAGGGGAAAUAAAGAGCUCCCAAGAAUGUAAAGAACUAAAAAGGCUGCCUAAAAGAGGAGGCACCGAGGACAGAGACAUCAGUAACAAGUGGGAAAUACAAGUUGUUCAAGAUCCUGAUGAUGUAACAACAGAAGAUUAUGGAGUAGUUCAUAAGGAAACUGAUGAAGAUUACAUUCCCAAGAAAAAGAACUUGAGGACCAAAAAGAAAUCAAAUUUGGCAAAAAAGCCAAGCAGUUCUGAGACUGCAGGGAACACUGAACAGUCAGAGGCUGGGACUCCUGGGAACAGAAAAGGUACAUCUGUGCCAGUUGAAUGCCCCACAUGUCAUAAAACGUUCCUCAGCAAAUAUUAUCUAAAAGUGCACAACAGGAAGCACACUGGAGAAAAGCCAUUUGAAUGUGCCAAAUGUGGGAAGUGCUAUUUUAGGAAGGAGAAUCUGCUGGAGCAUGAAGCGAGAAACUGUAUGAAUCGUUCGGAGCAGGUUUUCACUUGCUCGGUCUGCCAAGAGAUAUUUAAGAGGCGAAUGGAAUUACGGCUACAUAUGGUGUCACACACCGGGGAAAUGCCAUAUAAGUGCUCCUCCUGUGUCCAGCAAUUCAUGCAGAAAAAGGAUCUGCAGAGUCAUAUGAUCAAGUUACAUGGUGCUCCAAAACCACAUGCGUGCUCCACCUGCUCCAAGUGCUUCCUGUCACGGACAGAGCUGCGCUUGCAUGAGGCAUUCAAGCACCGUGGGGAGAAGCUGUUUGUCUGCGAAGAGUGUGGGCACAGGGCCUCGAGCCGCAAUGGCCUGCAGAUGCACAUCAAGGCAAAGCACAGGAAUGAGCGCCCCUACGUCUGUGAGUUCUGCCAUCACGCCUUCACCCAGAAGGCCAACCUCAACAUGCACCUGCGCACACACACAGGGGAGAAACCCUUCCAGUGCCACCUCUGUGGGAAGACCUUCCGCACGCAAGCGAGCCUGGAUAAGCACAACCGCACACACACAGGUGAGCGCCCAUUCAGCUGUGAGUUCUGUGACCAGAGGUUCACGGAGAAGGGGCCCUUGCUGAGGCACGUCGCCAGCAGGCACCAGGAGGGGAGACCCCACUUCUGCCAGAUCUGUGGAAAAACCUUCAAAGCUGUUGAACAGUUGCGUGUCCAUGUUCGCAGACACAAAGGAGUGAGGAAAUUUGAAUGCACUGAAUGUGGCUACAAGUUCACACGACAGGCCCAUUUGAGGCGCCAUAUGGAGAUUCAUGACCGGGUAGAAAACUAUAAUCCGCGCCAGAGAAAGCUGAGGAAUCUGAUCAUAGAGGAUGAGAGAGCUGUUGUGGUAGCAAUGCAAGCACCCCAAGAACUGGAGGUGGGAUCUGCAGAAGUCAUUGUGGAAUCACUCUCACACAGCUCCCUGGCUGAAGAGAUUCCUGUACAGAGACUCUGCUCAAAUGAGGACUUCUCUACCACAGAUGUUAUUGAACAAUCUCUUAUAAUUACUACAACAAUCCCUGAAGACUGUGAAACAUAACACUUGUAUCCCCAUGCCAACCAGAAAAAAUAAAGCAUUAGGUUGGACUGAC